This is a messenger RNA of Letharia columbiana, 372 nucleotides long. RefSeq lists its product as uncharacterized. Bases 1 to 372 code for a protein of 123 amino acids. NCBI's taxonomy places the organism in Eukaryota, Fungi, Ascomycota, Lecanoromycetes, Lecanorales, Parmeliaceae. The record is from RefSeq and is a predicted model, not a curated record. The transcript is spliced from 2 exons.
AUGACUGAUCUGCACGAACCUUUUCAUCUCGUCUCCUUGACGUACAUUUACAAUGUCCCGCACGUUUACCCUCCAAACGCCGACUGGAACAGUACGGGUUGGAAUCAAUGGGAAUUCAACGAAGAAUUGCAAUAUAUCUCCCACGGCUACAUGGCCGCCGCCUAUGUAGGCCUCGCAGCUCCAAGCCACGCCCGAGACAAUGCGCACAACUUUGCCGUCUUCGCCUUCUGCAUAUACCACAUUGAGUUACAAUGUCUGGGCACUUUCCAGUCAGAUGUUAAGACGCGGCGUGAUUUACCGUUCGAAUCGGCGUUCUCACCAAAGGCGGUAGAGGGAAUCAGGCAGGGGACAUCUGAUCUGAGGAGGGAUUGA